Messenger RNA from Galeopterus variegatus (Sunda flying lemur), 2044 nucleotides. RefSeq names its product nectin-1-like. NCBI's taxonomy places the organism in Eukaryota, Metazoa, Chordata, Mammalia, Dermoptera, Cynocephalidae. The record is from RefSeq and is a predicted model, not a curated record. Gene Ontology annotation, cellular component: adherens junction. Gene Ontology annotation, biological process: protein localization to cell junction; homophilic cell-cell adhesion; heterophilic cell-cell adhesion.
CUCUGCCAUCCCCCUCGUGCAGUCAUGCACACCCAGGUGGUCCAGGUGAAUGACUCCAUGUAUGGCUUCAUCGGCACAGACGUGGUGCUCCACUGCAGCUUCGCCAACCCACUGCCCAGUGUGAAGAUCACCCAGGUCACAUGGCAAAAGGCCACCAAUGGCUCCAAGCAGAACGUGGCCAUCUACAACCCUGUCAUGGGCGUCUCUGUGCUGACUCCUUACCGCGAGCGUGUGGAAUUCCUGCGGCGUUCCUUCACCGACGGCACCAUCCGCCUCUCCCGCCUAGAGCUGGAGGACGAGGGUGUCUACAUCUGCGAGUUCUCCACGUUCCCUACAGGCAAUCGUGAGAGCCAGCUCAAUCUCACUGUGAUGGCCAAACCCACCAACUGGAUAGAGGGCACCCAAGCAGUGCUUCGAGCCAAGAAGGGACAGGAUGACAAGGUCCUGGUGGCCACCUGCACCUCAGCCAAUGGCAAGCCUCCUAGCGUGGUAUCCUGGGAAACACGGCUAAAGGGCGAGGCAGAGUACCAGGAGAUCCGGAACCCCAAUGGCACAGUGACAGUCAUCAGCCGUUACCGCCUGGUGCCCAGCCGGGAAGCCCACCAGCAGUCCCUGGCCUGCAUCGUCAACUACCACAUGGACCGCUUCAAGGAAAGCCUCACCCUCAAUGUGCAGUACGAGCCCGAGGUGACCAUUGAGGGGUUUGAUGGCAACUGGUACCUGCAGCGGACAGAUGUGAAGCUCACGUGCAAAGCUGAUGCCAAUCCCCCAGCCACCGAGUACCACUGGACCACGCUGAAUGGCUCUCUCCCCAAGGGCGUGGAGGCCCAGAACAGAACCCUCUUCUUCAAGGGACCCAUCAACUAUAGCCUGGCAGGGACCUAUGUCUGUGAGGCCACCAACCCCAUCGGCACCCGCUCGGGCCAAGUGGAGGUCAAUAUCACAGAAUUCCCCUACACCCCGUCUCCUCCCGAGCAUGGGCGGCGCGCCGGGCCGGUGCCCACGGCCAUCAUUGGGGGCGUGGCGGGGAGCGUCCUGCUCGUGCUGAUUGUGGUCGGCGGGAUCGUGAUGGCCCUGCGCCGGCGCCGGCACACCUUCAAGGGGGACUACAGCACCAAGAAGCACGUGUACGGCAACGGCUACAGCAAGGCAGGCAUCCCCCAGCACCACCCGCCCAUGGCACAGAACCUGCAGUACCCCGACGACUCAGACGACGAGAAGAAGGCUGGCCCGCUGGGCGGGAGCAGCUACGAGGAGGAAGAGGAGGAGGAGGGCGGGGGGGGCGAGCGCAAGGGGGGCGGCCCACCCCCCCACCCCAAAUAUGACGAGGACGCCAAACGGCCCUACUUCACAGUGGAUGAGGCAGAAGCCCGUCAGGAUGGCUACGGGGACCGGACUCUGGGCUACCAGUACGACCCUGAGCAGCUGGACUUGGCUGAGAACAUGGUUUCUCAGAACGACGGGUCUUUCAUUUCCAAGAAGGAGUGGUAUGUGUAGCCCCCCUUCCAGAGCCUCUGUCUGUGCCCACUUCUCCCCAGCCCCGACCCGCACGCCCCCUGCCUGCCCCCCACCGCCCACUCCUCCAGGAGUGCAGCAGACUCGCCCAGCUGCCCAAAGCCAGCCCCAAACUCCUGGGGAGCCGGGGGAGCUCAGGACAGACACGACUUGGCUUCGUUUUUUAUCUCCUCCCUCCCCCCAGCCCUUCCCCAUGGUGUUGUGUUCGACUGUGGCUUUAGUGUUGCUGUAUCUUCCCCUUUCCAGCCCCACCCGCCUGCCCUCUGUGUAGGGAGCCCUGUUCUUGUCUUGUGUACCUGGGCAUCCCUCCAGGGUUUGGGGAGCCAGACCUCCCCCACCCCCCAACACUGGAAUUUCUUUGUGUUCUCUUCUUCGGGGGUGGGGGGCUUCAGGGGCUCCAAGAGGAAAAGCCUCAGCCCACCCCCAGAUGCUGCUCCUCUUCCCAGGGAGAGAGAACCCAGUGCCCCUCACCAUAAGCUGACGCAGCAGUGAGUUUAGACCCCUAGUCUAUACAGCCCAUGCACCCAGG